AUGACCCUGUGGCGCGCAAACUCUGGACCAGCCCGUCUGCUCCGUAUUCAUGCCUUGAACGCUGACACCCCCCUUUCAGCUCAUUCCGGCUUUGAGCACGCAUUUGAAGCAGUUGAGCAACUGCUCGAAGCUUGUGCUGUGGCUCUGGGUAGCGAGACUGAACUCAAUCCCGUGCUUACGCCAACUUCUGUUAUUGGGGGACUCGGCAUGCUACGCCUGUGCUUGAUAAGUCAAGCAACAGCCUUCACGAUGGCAGCACUACUGAGCUCGACCAGCUGCGGCUUAGACAGCUGCGUGCCCGUGGAUCUGCUCGUUGCGUCUGCGUCCGAUGGCCCACGGCGUCUGCUGCAAGCUUUAUUGGUUGGACUGAAGUUACAGCACUGCAUCUCUUAUGGCAAUGACCUCACCUGCCGAGUUCAAGCCAUGGGUGGACAUCGCAUGCUGUGUGAGUUGACCAAGUCUCAUGAAGCUUGGACGAGCGGCACCCAGCAAGCCCUGGUCUUGCGCGCCAUUGUAGAGCGGCGUGCAGUGGCGCAACGUACGCUGAACCCCGGCGCCGUCAAGGCCGUGGCAACCGAGGAAGAUGUGGAAGAGCUCACUGCUCCGGUGGGCUCUGCUGUCUGGGGCCUUUUUCAACUGCAAGAUCCGAGAUUGAUUCAAAAUGCAAAUCAGUGUCGUGGCAGCGACCCGAGCUGCUGUGAGAAGGAAGAGGCGGGCUUCUUGCUCAGUUUGAGCGAGCCAACCUCGACGUUGUCGCAUGGCUCGUCCACCUGUUUCAACGUGGUGUCGCUACGCAAAGGCCCCAGGCAAGCCGUGCCAUCCACAGUCGUGGGCGUCCUGGGAACACUGGCCCGCUGUGUUGCACGCCUACGACUUUCCAACAGCCUAGAACGAAAGUUUUACAUCGUGUGUGUGUGUGUGUGUGUGUGUGUGUGUGUGUGUGUGUGUGUGUGUGUGUGUGUGUGUGUGUGUGUGUGUGUGUGUGUGUGUGUGUGUGUGUGUGUGUGUGUGUGUGUGUGUGUGUGUGUGUGUGUGUGUGUGUGUGUGUGUGUGUGUGUGUGUGUGUUGAAACAAAAAUUCUCAAAGAAACAAGCUCUGGAAAGAUCCAGUAACAGCAGCAGCACCAGUCAACCCAGCUAUCAUACGCCCUCAGAUGAACAGUUGCAGCAGUUGGCCGAUGAGUUGGGUGUUCCUGUUUCCAGCCUAAAUGCUUCACAGGCAAGCCUGUCUAUUGACGUCGUUGAUGCACCACGUCCCAACCUUACCGUUUGGAACGAGGUCAACGCUACAGUCAUGUACCCCGACGAGGCUCUUGGCUUGGGUGUUGGUCGGCGUUUGCAGGGUCUGAGCAUUGCGAUCGGCGUGCUGCUGUGCCUGAGCGUGGCCACGUUUGCACUGACUACGGUGAUUCGCAAGCAAGCCACCCACACGCGACCCCACUAUCAUCACCACCACCACCUCCACCGCCGUAGAGUCGGGGCCGUGCGCGCCGUGGAGCGGGAACGGCAGCGUGCUGCUGCUGGUAUCUUUGUUCCAGAGCCUCCCAAGAAGGAUCCUCCCGGCACUUUUCCAUAUGUCUGCGACUCCAAGACCAUGAACCUGGGCCAUGUGCUCUACAGCAACAUUCGCGAUAGCUCUUACUUUCGCGAGCGCUGCGCGGAGCUGGAGAGCAUCGAUCACAUCAUUGAUGAGAUUUACGAGCAAGUCAACCAUCUUGAACCCUUUGUGCGCAAGCCGUCCAACGCGCCUAGCACCGCGUUUUGCCUGUUGUACACGCUCUUCUGCUUUCGUCCCAAGGAACGCGACUUGGACAAAAUUGUGACGCACAAAGAUUCACCCUACAUCAGGGCGAUUGGCUUUUUAUAUCUGCGCUACACGGCCGAUGCCGACACCAUUUGGACCUGGUUUUCCGAUUUCCUUGAUGAUCCCACGCCUCUCAAGGUCAAAUACGCCAAAAUGGCUCCUGAGGAGCCCAUUGGACUGUGGUUGCGAAGUUUGCUGACGGACUUGCAAUAUUGCGAUCCGCAAGCACGUUUGCCUCGCAUUCCGGUGAUGAAAGAGCGUGAGAUUCGCGAUUGGCUCAAGGACAACCCUUACAGCCCUCAAAGUUUCGAGGAGGGCUACAAGGAGGAAGAGGACGAAGACGCGCAACCCGUUCGCGCCCGUGAUCCUCGAGCCGAGGCCAACGUACCCCUGCCAAUUCGCUCGCCUUCCCCGCCUCCGGUGCGCAGUGGUCGCGACCGCGAUGCCGCACCAGAUGAUCGCAACCUGGAUCGUCCUUACCGCGAUGAUGGGUAUCGUCGCUCGUCACGAGAUUGCGAUGAUGGUUACCGUCGCUCGUCACGGGAUCGCGAUGAUGGGUACCGUCGCUCGUCACGGGAUCGCGAUGAUGGGUAUCAUCGUUCGUCACGGGAUCGCGAUGACAGAUACCGCCGCUCGUCGCGCGACCGCGAUGACCGCGAUUACUACGGCGGCUCGCGGGAUAGGGGCAGCGAUUACCGCAGGUCAGAUGAUCGUGACUAUUACGGCGGCUCGCGAGACCGAGGCAGUGAUUAUCGCCGCUCAGACGAUCGCGACUAUUAUGGCGGCUCACGGGACCGUCGUUCCAAUGAUCGCGACUAUCGCGGAUCCCGCGAUCAUCGACCCCGCUCCCGCUCUCCCCGUCGUGAUGAUCGCCGCUAG
Monosiga brevicollis MX1 is the source of this 2682-nucleotide messenger RNA. RefSeq lists its product as uncharacterized. The record is from RefSeq and is a predicted model, not a curated record. Lineage: Eukaryota; Choanoflagellata; Craspedida; Salpingoecidae. Gene Ontology annotation, cellular component: precatalytic spliceosome. The transcript has 21 exons. Bases 1 to 2682 code for a protein of 893 amino acids.